Aspergillus ochraceoroseus IBT 24754 is the source of this 2202-nucleotide messenger RNA. Its product is annotated as signal recognition particle receptor subunit alpha. The transcript has 3 exons. Bases 82 to 2031 code for a protein of 649 amino acids. Gene Ontology annotation, molecular function: ATP hydrolysis activity; signal recognition particle binding; GTP binding. The record is from RefSeq and is a predicted model, not a curated record. Gene Ontology annotation, biological process: SRP-dependent cotranslational protein targeting to membrane. NCBI's taxonomy places the organism in Eukaryota, Fungi, Ascomycota, Eurotiomycetes, Eurotiales, Aspergillaceae. Gene Ontology annotation, cellular component: signal recognition particle receptor complex; endoplasmic reticulum membrane.
CGCAAAUUCCCCACUCCGGCGCACGCAGAUCUACGCCUCUCGCAACACAACCCAGCAUAGUGACUACGAUAAAUUAUAAAGAUGCUUGAAGCUUUUGAGAUUUUGACUAGCUCCGGGGUGGUGCUAUGGUCCAAGUCCUACGCACCAGUUGGCUCCCACGUCGUGAAUAGCCUCAUCAACGAUGUCUUCAUUGAGGAGAAGGUCCAGCUCCAGAACACCACCACAAAUAGUGCCUCUCCGGUUUUCAAAAAGGAGAAAUACACCUUGAAAUGGCGGAGGUCGAAGGAUUUCAACUUAAUCUUUGUGGCCGUCUAUCAAUCGCUUCUCCAUCUCGGGUGGAUCGACAAGCUCCUCGACAACAUAUCGACCAUCUUUAUUGACCUAUACAAGACUCAACUAAAGAGCGAGCGUGUCCGGAUAAUUGAGUAUCCAUUUGAUAAGUACUUUGACCAGCAAGUCCGGGAACUGGAGGAUAAUGCCGGAUUUGCCUCCUCAGACGCUGCUAUGGUGCAUUCGGAGGCAAGAAAAGAUCCGCUUGUCUCGUCUGAUAAUGGUGGCCCGCCGCCGCCAUCAUCCCCUGACCUUCUUAAAGCGCAGCAUCAAGCUGCGCCCGGUGCGGUAACUUCUGAUGAAGGUACACCCCCACAAACUCCCGAAAUUUCUCGGUCAUCUACCCCUCUAUCAUCCCAUAUCAUCGCGGCCAAAGUUGGUCCCGGUGGGCGCGUUUCUCGCCGGGCCCGCAAAGCUGUAAACGCGAGCGCGAACAUCUCGUCCGGUGACGAGCAAAUUCGGAAAGGAAAGACGCCUAAGAGUGGGAAAAAAAUGCGCAAAUGGGAUGCUGAUGGGCUUGCGGAUGAGGAUGAUGGAACUGUUUUAGAUUACUCUGCGACUGCUGAUGCAGAGGGUGCAUCGGUGCCAGCGGUGGAAGGCGUCCCGCAGGACACUUGGGGUCGCCGUACCGGAAAGGGCCAAUUUGUUUUGAAGGAUCUUGGUGAUGAAGUCCACUCCAUUCUAGAGAAUGCAGACAAUGAGAAGGCCAAAUCCGCGGCGCCCACAGGCUUUGUCGGCUCUGGCUUCAGUGCAAUUGGAGGCCUUCUACGCAAUAUUGUUGGCGGUAAGGUUUUAACUGAAGCUGAUCUAGAAAAGCCCUUGAAGGCCAUGGAAGAUCACUUACUCAAGAAAAACGUUGCGCGGGAGGCAGCAGUGCGGCUGUGUGAAGGAGUGAAACAAGAGCUUGUUGGGAAGAAGACUGGAAAUUUCCAGAGCGUGGAUGCUGCCUUGAAUACGGCGAUGGAGUCAUCGCUGCGCAAGAUCUUGACGCCUACCUCUUCCCUCGACCUCCUGCACGAAAUUGAUACCGUCACUCACCCCAAGAGCAAACAAGCCACCUCUCGGCCCUACGUGAUCUCGAUUGUGGGUGUUAACGGGGUCGGAAAGUCAACGAAUUUGGGAAAAAUUUGCUAUUUCCUGCUACAAAACAAUUACCGUGUUCUUAUUGCGGCUUGCGAUACUUUCAGAUCUGGAGCCGUUGAGCAGCUCCGCGUUCAUGCGCGGAACCUUGCGGAGCUUAGUGCCCGUGAAAGUGCCGGCGAGGUCGAGUUGUACGAGAAGGGAUAUGGCAAGGAUGCCGCAAAUGUGGCCAAGGACGCCGUGGAGUACGGCGCCGCCAACAAGUUCGAUGUGGUUCUCAUUGAUACUGCUGGACGUCGCCAUAAUGACCAGCGCCUCAUGUCGUCGCUAGAGAAAUUUGCCAAGUUUGCCAAACCCGACAAGAUUUUCAUGGUUGGAGAAGCCUUGGUGGGUACAGACAGCGUGAUGCAGGCUCGGAAUUUCAAUCAAGCCUUCGGUGCCGGGAGGAACCUGGAUGGAUUUAUCAUUAGCAAGUGCGAUACUGUCGGCGAUAUGGUGGGUACCCUUGUAAGCAUGGUGCAUGCUACAGGUAUUCCUAUUGUGUUCUUGGGCGUCGGCCAACACUACGGUGAUUUGAGGGGAUUGAGCGUCCCUUGGGCUGUCAAUUUGUUGAUGAAGUGAGAUUUUCCAUGGGGGACUGGUUCCAUGAGGCUGGACUCUUUUUUCUCUUCGAGUAGUUUGAAUUAUUAAUUGUUCUUGUCGAUUAUAUAUUCUAGAAGAGAGACCGGUAGACGAUGCCCUGUAAUUUCACCAGCCACCCUAAAGUACGGAGUACUUGUGUAGUUAAUAAGG